This is a messenger RNA of Umbelopsis ramanniana AG, 1999 nucleotides long. RefSeq lists its product as uncharacterized. Gene Ontology annotation, cellular component: Set1C/COMPASS complex. Gene Ontology annotation, molecular function: protein binding. Bases 46 to 1776 code for a protein of 576 amino acids. The transcript is spliced from 4 exons. The record is from RefSeq and is a predicted model, not a curated record. NCBI's taxonomy places the organism in Eukaryota, Fungi, Mucoromycota, Umbelopsidomycetes, Umbelopsidales, Umbelopsidaceae.
UCAUUCACGCGUCCCAAUUCAGUCUUACAAUCCACAGAACAUGCAAUGAAGCUACGGCUGACAGAUAAACGGAAAAUCAAGCCACGACCAAAGACUAAUGAGGCUUUAAUGGAGCCAGUGCGAAAGUUUUGUGUAUGUCAGUCAACGGAAGACAAUGGUUUUAUGAUAUGGUGUGAAGUUUGCUUUGACUGGUUCCAUGGAGCAUGCGUGAACCUGACGCCAGCUGAGGCAAAAGGCAUGGCCCAUUAUACCUGUCCUCAAUGUACAGAGAAGAGCAAGGAGGGGGACAAAACGAAGGAGGAUGGUGGGCUUGAGAACUCUAAUAGUCAGCCGUCGAAGAAAGAAACUCGAAAACGAACCAUCAAAGCCAAACCUAAAGCUGCACACAAAACCAACAGCCGAACCUCCAACGACGGUCAUAAUGCCACAGACCCUACCACCCUGUCACAGCCUCCGUUGAAGAGAAGACGAGCUCUUCCGAGCAUUACUGCCGCAUCCCCUCAGAAACAGUACUUAUUAAAUAAUACCUCACCUGUACAACAACCUAUACGCGCUAGAGCCAAAAUUAUGGUCAUCCCACAUACCACCGAAGAUUUUCCAAUAUCCCCAUUAUCAACAACAUCCUCCAUGGAUACUACUUCUCAUAUAUUCUCGCCAACCCCAAUAUUGUCUACCAUUGUUCAUGAUGAAGAAAACGAGCCAAAGCAACCAUGUUUUAUAGGAAUGCUCAACGAUGACUGCUUAUUGCAUAUAUGCCAAAUUGUUGGCGAACAGUCGAUAAAUAACCUCCUCACUUUUAUGGGAGUCUGCAGGCGCUGGCGCAUGGUAGCUCUCUCUCCAUCUGCAUGGGAUGCUGUUGGCGUGGAUUUGCGAAAGUUUUGCACGCAAAUUUAUGCCAUGGUAGCGUCACAGCAAUUAUUGCAUCAAUUCUCUCAUAUUCGCAAGUUUCGCUUCAGAGAUGAUAGGCAUUCUAAUCAUGCUAUUUGGUCGUUCAAAUUUCGCACCAUGACAUGGAUAUUUCCCAAAUUGAGGGAAGCUUCAUUCGAUAGCAUGUUGGUGGAGCAUAUAUUUGCUUUCAUUUCGGCGUUUCGCAACUUAGAGGUCAUAUCAUGUACACGGAUGGAAAAGCCGCCUUAUUUCGAAAUGAAUUUUUUAUCGUUUGCCGAUCACACUCAACUUCGAAAACUUCAUCUGCAUUUUCAGCAUCCAUGCGAGCAUUCCAGCUAUGGUUAUUUGAUGAAGAAGCGAGGACAAUGGUUGCCCUCUAGCUUGCAGACACUCUCAAUCAUCAACUUAUAUGACACCGAAGAACAUGAUAUUACAGGAAGCGACUGGUGGAACGUACGCACGGACAAUGACUUCAACAGAUUGGUGGCACGGUGGAACUUGAUGGAAGAGGCUCUGGUCUCCAAAUACGCGUUCUUCAGCGGUAUGCCGCAUUUGAGACAUCUGACGGUAGGAAGGUGCAAUUCUUGGACGUCGAGAGUCUGGAUGGAAUGCUUCUUACCGUGCUGCGAACAACUCGAGCACCUCCACCUUAUAGGCUGGGAUGGUGACGGCUGCCGAGAAUCACCCACGAGCUGGCGACAACGUGUGGCAGACGAGGGCGAUGAUACUAUAAGGGAUUCAAAUGACGACGCAGAGCAAGCUAUCAUACAUUGUAUCAGUCAGAUGAAGAGCCUGCGUAGCCUCCGUUUAGAAGAUUUUAAUGUCCCCCCUGGCCUCAUCGAUUUGGUGCACAAGUUGCCGAGAAUGGAGUCUUGCAGUGUAUUUUGAUCGCUUUCGAUGUAUCAAUAGACUAGAAAUUCGUUGUCUUAAUUCGCCCCGAUAUAUUAGCUUGAGUAAAGUUCUCCUCGCUAUUUGUACUAUUGCAUUUAUGGAAAGUUUUGUACCCAUAACUCCCAUCCACUCAAUUCUACCGCGAAGUCCGAUGAAACUCAUUGAGAGCUCAGUCAGUCAGACCCUUAAUGGUCUCGGAGAGUCACUGCUGAAAUUGAAG